UUUAAACUCGGUAGCUCUUGCUCCUGGGCUGUCUCUCUCCUGCCGGAUGCCUCGCCCUCAUUUUUACCUGUGCAUUUGCAUGUUUGACCUAGCAGAAUAAUUGGGUCCACAGCAGCAACAUGGGCGUGCCUCCCUUAGAAACACUUGGUUUCAUGUGUGACUCAUAAGCUGAAACAGACACACUUCCCCAAUCUACAGGAGCCAUUUUAACACGGCUAGCCGGGUCGCUUUUUAGUUUUAAGCCCAGAGGACGAAACCUGAAGACAAAGUUUAAAGGGACAAGAAGUCCAAGUGAAUGAUUUUAGAAAAAGUGCCUGUUCGCUUAGAAUGCCAAUGCACCAAGCAAAUCUGAAGUACUCCGUUCGCUGAAGAGCGGCUUGUGGGCAGUAACUUGACAGCCGUGCCUGGAAGGCUGUCCCCAGACUACACUGCACCCUCCCUGCUGCUCCAGACUUGAAGCUGCUUGGGACUUUUCUCAUGUGGAUCUAAGGGGAAUGCUGUACUAUGGCUGCUGUUGUCCAACAGAACGACCUAGUGUUUGAAUUUGCAAGUAACGUCAUGGAGGAUGAGCAGCAGCUUGGCGAUCCUGCUAUAUUUCCUGCUGUCAUUGUGGAACAUGUUCCUGGUGCUGAUAUUCUCAAUAGCUAUGCUGGCCUAGCCUGUGUGGAAGAGCCUAAUGACAUGAUUACUGAGAGCUCACUGGAUGUUGCUGAAGAAGAAAUCAUAGAAGACGACGAUGACGACAUCACCCUUACAGUUGAGGCUUCUUGUCAUAAUGGAGAUGAAACAAUUGAGACCAUUGAGGCUGCCGAGGCACUCCUCAAUAUGGAUUCUCCCAGCCCUAUACUGGAUGAAAAGCGAAUCAAUAAUAAUAUAUUUAGCUCCUCUGAAGAUGACAUCGUUGCCCCAAUCACCCAUGUGUCGGUCACAUUAGAUGGGAUUCCUGAAGUGAUGGAAACUCAGCAAGUGCAAGAGACAAAUGCUGACUCCCCAGGAGCCUCCUCCCCAGAGCAGCCUAAAAGAAAGAAAGGAAGAAAAACAAAACCACCACGGCCAGAUUCCCCAGCUACUACACCAAAUAUAUCUGUGAAAAAGAAAAAUAAAGACGGGAAGGGAAAUACAAUUUACCUUUGGGAGUUUUUACUGGCACUGCUUCAGGACAAAGCUACCUGUCCUAAGUACAUCAAAUGGACACAGCGGGAAAAAGGCAUUUUUAAGCUGGUCGAUUCUAAAGCCGUGUCUAGAUUGUGGGGGAAGCACAAAAACAAACCUGAUAUGAACUAUGAGACCAUGGGGAGAGCUCUCAGGUACUAUUACCAAAGAGGUAUUCUUGCAAAAGUGGAAGGUCAGCGCUUGGUGUAUCAGUUUAAAGAAAUGCCAAAAGAUCUUAUAUACAUAGACGAUGAGGAUCCGAGUUCCAGCAUCGAGUCUUCAGAUCAGUCCUUAUCAUCAACAACCUCUUCAGGUCGGAAUCAAGCAAGCCGAUCAAGAGGAUCUGCAAGUCCAGGAAUCAAAGCAGGGGCCACUACAGUUCUAAAACCAGGGAAUUCUAAAGCUGCAAAACCCAAAGAUCCCGUGGAAGUUGGACAGCCUUCCGAAGUUCUGAGGACAGUGCAGCCCUCACAGGCUCCCUACCCUACCCAGCUCUUCCGGACUGUUCAUGUAGUACAGCCAGUACAAGCCGUCCCAGAAGGAGAGGCAGCCCUCACUGGCACCAUGCAGGAGGAGGCAGCAAAUUCUUCCCUUCAAAAUAUUAGGACGAUACAGGCUUCGACCCAGGUUCCAGUAGUGGUGUCUCCUGGCAGCCAACAGUUACAUACAGUAACAGUGCCGCUCACGACAGUCAUAGCCAGCAUAGACCCGUCAUCAGGUGCAGGGUCUCAGAAAUUUAUCUUACAAACCAUUCCAUCACCACAGCCCAUGACCGUACUGAAAGAAAACGUCAUGCUACAGUCCCCGAAGCCAGGCUCUCCUCCUUCAAUUGUCUUCAGCCCCACCCAAGUACAGCAGGUCCUCACAAGCAGUGUUCAGUCCAUUUGCAAUGGAGUGGUCAGUGUGGCAUCGUCGCCGUCGUUCAGCGCUACAACACCUGUGGUGACGUUCUCUCGGAGUUCACAGCUGGUUGCACACCCACCUGGCACUGUGAUCACUUCUGUUAUCAAAGCUCAGGAAACAAAAACUCUUAAGCAAGAGGUGGAGAAGGUGGCCGACGAUCAUUUGAAUGAGGAUGCUGAGAACACUGACCAGCAGCCCCAGCCUUAUGUGAUGGUGGUAUCCAGUUCAAAUGGGUUUUCCUCUGAGGUGGCCAUCAAACACAAUGAACUGCUAGAGCCCAACUCUUUUUAAUUAAUAUACCAAAGGUAUUAUGCGUGGUUAUUUUUUUAAUUGAACUCAUUUUUCGGUUGUCUGACCAUAACAUGAUCUUUUUCUAAGAUAAAAUCUACAGAAGUUCCUAGUUUUAUAAUUGUUAAAAAGUUACUUUUGACUUUGCUAGAUAAGGAGGAAACCCCAAGUGUGUCUCUUCUCUAAGUGUUUCAGAACUUAGUUGUGAAGGAGCAGGAGUUUUAUACGAUGAAGAAAUUCUUGAGAUAUUUUUUCAGUUGCUGUAUCAUAAGUAUUUUUAAAGUUUCUUUUCUAGCUUGACACUGUACUAGCUUCAUGAA
This is a messenger RNA of Mastomys coucha (southern multimammate mouse), 2663 nucleotides long. It is a transcript of the gene Elf1, whose product is annotated as E74 like ETS transcription factor 1. Gene Ontology annotation, biological process: regulation of transcription by RNA polymerase II; cell differentiation. The record is from RefSeq and is a predicted model, not a curated record. The transcript is spliced from 9 exons. Bases 505 to 2346 code for a protein of 613 amino acids. NCBI's taxonomy places the organism in Eukaryota, Metazoa, Chordata, Mammalia, Rodentia, Muridae. Gene Ontology annotation, molecular function: sequence-specific DNA binding; DNA-binding transcription factor activity, RNA polymerase II-specific. Gene Ontology annotation, cellular component: nucleus.